CACUCCACACACACACGUACCAAAAAUAACUAAUAACAUUACAUUGUAUUGUGCAUACGGUUCAUUAGCAUCAUUAUACGUAUUAUCCUUUGUAUUAAUACUAUUGAAAUACUAGUACAAACGUAGAAAGUACACGACAGAAACAGAACAGAAAACCUCCUCCUAGCUUAGGAAAGCAACACAUUUCAUUUCACUUGCAAUUUCCUGCAAAACUUUAUUCAGUUUUAUUCUAUCUCUCAUUAUUCAUCUCUCAUCUCAUUAUUUUCCAAUAAUUAUAAUAAUACUAAUAAUAAAAAUCCAUUUAUGUAGACUCUAUUCUACUCUAUCUACAACACCAUUUCACUUUCUCAACUCAUCUUGGUUUCCUAACCCAAAAAACUUUCAGAUUUGAAUCACACCAACAAACACAAUAGCAUUAGUUCUUCAACUCCAAAUUCAAACUUCAAACUCCAAACUCCAAAAGUACUAUUAUUUUUUCAUUGUUAACAUUUUCUUUUCUUCUUCUUCCAUUCACAACUUCUUAUAUGUUAUCAUGUCUCAAAAGUACUUACACCAACUACUAGAGGAAGAUCAAGAACCAUUCCUUCUCAAAAACUACAUUUCCGAUAGACGUAACCAAUUGAAAAUCACAACCAUCAAUAAAAUUCAAAACUCUAACUCAACUUUCAAUUUCAACAUAAAUCCCUGUAAAAACAACGCUUCUUGUUUUUUCUCAUUCCCCGAAACACCAGACUUCAGAAAAUCGCCGCUGUUCGAAUUAACAUCGCCGGUUAAAAGCCCCUGCAAAUCUUCACGAACCGCAGCACUUCUUCUAGAAGCGGCUCUCAGGAUCCAGAAACAUUCAUCAUCAUUGUCUUCUUCAUCUUCAUCUUCAUCUUCAAAUCACAAAACAAAAACCAAAGGUUUCGGUCUAUUUGGAUCUUUAUUCAAAAGAAUUAAGCAAAGAAACCAGAACCGAAAGCGUGAAAUAGAGACUAAAAAUGUGUUUGUCAAGGAUAUACUGAGUAGCAAAAAAUUUGAAUCUCAGAAGAUAAACAAAGGUAAACCAUUGGAAACCGAAACUUCUUGCAGCGGUUACUCUGAAAGGAUCAUUCACGAAGGCUGCACUUGUUAUCAAAGUUCUUUCUCGGAGAGUCCUUUUCGGUUUGUUCUUCAAACGAGUUCUUGCUCCGGCAGCCACACGCCGGAGUUAGCCUCGCCGAGUCGUCACAUAACAGAGGACAAAGGAAGUAAGGUAGAAGCUAAGAGUAUCAAUCAAUUUCAAUCUGGGGAAGAAGAGGAAGAAGAUAAGGAACAAUGUAGUCCGGUCUGUGUUUUAGACCCACCGUUCGAGGACGAUGAGGAAGGACAUAUAAAUGACGAUGAUGAUGAAGAUGGUGGUGGCUUUGAUUUGGAGAGAAGCUAUGCCAGAGCAAGGCAGCAGAUAUUGUACAACCUUCGCCGAUUUGAGAAACUCGCAGGAUUGGACCCGUUAGAACUCGAGAAGAGAAUGAUGGAAGACGAAGAGGAUGUGGAUGAAACAUAUAUGGAAGAGGAUGAUGUUGAAGAUGAGGAAAGUGAAGUAUCAUGUAAAGAAAAUGAUUUCAAAGAGUUGGUUUUUGAAGCUGUCUAUCUGUCAAUGGUCCAUGACAGACAGCAAAUGCCACAACAGUUUAAGAAACUAAUUCAUGAUCUCAUUGUGGAAGAAGAGAGAGAAUUCAUCUCUCUAGAAGAUAGGGACAUGGUGAUAACUAGGAUAUGCAAGAGGGUGGAAUCUUGGAAAGAAGUGGAGUCAAACACAAUUGAUAUGAUGAUAGAAGAGGAUUUCUCUAUAGAGGAUGGAGGGUGGAAGAAAAAUGUUGAGCAGAUAAGGAAUAUGGCCGGUGAGCUUGAGUUUGAUAUCUUUAGCAUUUUGGUGGAGGAAUUUUCAGAGGAAUUAGUAUGUUAGUAAUUUGGGUAAAUUUUGAAACAAUGUAUGAAUGGAUUAUCUUUAUUCUUUUUCUUAGAGAAUAGUAUAGUCUAACAUGGAAUGUACUGGGUUUAGGCUAGUUAGAAAGAGAGAAAAAAAAAGUGACCCAAGAAUAUAAUUUGGGUUUAUGUACAUGGUCACUCAUGCUUGUAGCUAGAUGUGAAGGAAGCUUUAAGUCUCAUUUGCUUAAGUAUUAUAAUUUUGAUACUCUUUGACCA
This is a messenger RNA of Lathyrus oleraceus (garden pea), 2166 nucleotides long. RefSeq lists its product as uncharacterized. The record is from RefSeq and is a predicted model, not a curated record. The transcript is spliced from 3 exons. NCBI's taxonomy places the organism in Eukaryota, Viridiplantae, Streptophyta, Magnoliopsida, Fabales, Fabaceae. Bases 533 to 1927 code for a protein of 464 amino acids.